Fraxinus pennsylvanica is the source of this 1923-nucleotide messenger RNA. NCBI's taxonomy places the organism in Eukaryota, Viridiplantae, Streptophyta, Magnoliopsida, Lamiales, Oleaceae. The record is from the annotation of a GenBank genome assembly.
AUGUUAGAAGGUUUGUUAGGUCGUGGAUUCAGCUCCAAAUGUAAAUCGAUCAUCAAAGCCACUCGGACGAGGAUCGAAUUGGUGCGACGGAGAGCUGAGGCUAAGCAGAGGUUUCUGAAAGAAGAUCUGGCGAAAUUGCUUUUUAAUGGACUAGAUAUUAACGCCUACGGAAGGACUGAAGAAUUUAUCGCUGGACUUAGCCUCUUGUCAUGCUAUGAUUUUAUUGAGGAAUCUUGCGAAUACAUUGUAAAGGAGCUUUCAAAAAUGCAAAAGUUAGGGGAAUGUCCAGAAGAAUGUAGGGAGGCUGUGGCAUCUCUGAUGUUUGCAGCCGCAAGGUUCUCUGAUCUGCCUGAAUUGCGAGAUCUUAGGGAUACUUUUCAGGAGAGAUACGGAAAUUCUAUAGAGUCUUUUGUUAAUCAGAAGUUUAUUGAGAAAUUAUCUGCAAGGUCUCCCACAACAGAGAAGAGACUCCAGGUUUUGCAAGAUAUAGCUUCAGAGUUUUCAAUAAAGUGGAACUGUAAGGGGUUGGAACAGAGAAUUACUGCUCCUGCACUUGCAGAAGUGACAAUUUCAGAUAGGCAUAUCCCCAAACAGAGUCCUGUGUUUCUCGAUGAUGGAAACCAAACAUGCAACAGGCGAGAGGUUGAUGUUGUGAAAAGAAAUGAGUUAAAUCAUGUUGGUGGGCGGGAAAAAGCUAGUUAUUACAAACAGAAGUCACUUGUGAGGGGAGAAGAUGGCACUUCUAGUGGAGGCCAAGGCAUUUUAUUUCAUGGAAGGCAAGGAUUGAUAGAGGACAAGCAUUUGAAUCUAAAUGGGAAAGAUGAUAUUUUGCUGAAGAGAGUAAACAAAAGCAGUCCAUCCCCUCAAAACAUAGUGGAGAAUAUUGUUGGUGGCUACAUUAGGCACAAUAAUGGUGUCCAUACAAGAAAAGCAGAAACCAUAGAAGCAUCAUCUUGUAAAAAAUCAGAUCUUUCCACUAGUUGCACGGGAUUUCUGGAAAAAAGAGAAGAUCUUACUGCUUCCCCUGAUCAUGUUAAUAGAAAGAAUUUGUUGAACUUGACAGGAAAAGAACGACUGGAAGAAACAGAUCGGUUGAAAUCCUGCUACAACAAUCUCCCCCCUCCACCAUAUAUUAAAUCAAAAGAUAAUUCCAUUCUCCCUCUUCCUCCAUAUACUAAACCAAAAGAAGAUAAACAUGGAGCCAUCAGAAAGUCUAAACAUGAUGGUUCCAACUUUGAUGGACAUGUUAUUGGCUCUUCUCCUCACCAUAAAAGUAAAUCAGUCAACAGCUUGGGCAAAAGUAACGAGGAACCAAAUCAACAUGAUCGUGAAGGGAAAAGGCUUGGGCUCGUCAACAUAGACAGUUAUGGCCAUGAAAAGGAGGCUGAUUAUUAUCAGGAUAAUGCAAUUCCCUUGCCGAAACUGAGAUCAAAUCGGAGGAAAAACCAGAAAUCAUCAUCCAAUCAUGACAGUGUAGGUAAUGUUGAUGAUUUCAGUAGUGCGAAGAGGAGUUCAAGUAGCAGGAGAAGGGACCAUUCGAGAAAGGGGUUGCACGUCUUGUUUGAUAAUGAGCACGAUAAAAACGAUGAAGAGGAACAUGUGAUAGAUAGACUAUUAAUCCAUUACAGCAAGAAACCAUCGAGUUAUGAUGCCAGUAAAUCAAAGAAAAAGUUACUCUCUCGUUCUUCACAUCAGAGAGCCAUUCAGAGAGCUAUUGAUGCUAGUGAAUUAUCGCUCGAUCAGAGCAGAGAUGGACAAGAUGUUGAAUCAAAAAUUGUUCCACAGCCUGCCAGAUCGAUUUCUCUUCNGUGCAAGAUGAUGGACACAGUUGCCAACCUAUAUCGCUUCGGCCACCGCAGCUUAGCGUUGCAACAGCUGUCCACAGAGAUGCCAACCUAUAUCGCUUCGGCCACUACAGCUUAA